CACCUUUACUUUUUUCUUGUUUGACAUUGAAUGUUUAUUUUUGAAAGCAGAGUUAUCCGCUUUGCGGAUUUCUUAUCAGUCACUGUAAAGUGAAGUUAAUGUAUAGGCAGAGCUAUUUCAGAAGACGAAACACUUAAAAUAGUACAUAAUAUGGCUCGAGCCGGCUUCCGGGUGGCUCUGCUGCAGCUGAAAGUCGGCCCAAACAAGGCGGAGAAUGUGGCAAACGCACUGACCAAGAUUCGUACUGCCGCUCGGGACAACGGUGCACGGUUGGUGGCUCUUCCCGAAUGUUUCAAUUCACCCUACGGAACGCAGCACUUCGGCCAGUACGCGGAAGAGAUUCCAACGGGUGAAACCAGCCGUAGCCUGUCCGCAGUUGCGAAGGAACUCGGAAUCUAUCUGAUUGGUGGAACCAUACCGGAAAAAGUCAGCUCGGAGAAUAGGGUUUACAAUACCUGUACGGUGUGGUCCCCACAGGGGGAUUUGAUGGCAAAGUACAGAAAAAUACACCUUUUUGAUAUCAACAUUCCGGGAGGGAUUACAUUCCGUGAAUCGGAUGUUCUCACCGGUGGUGAUCAACUGGCGGUUAUCCCUGUAGAUGGUGCAAAAAUUGGGAUCGGAAUUUGCUACGAUAUUCGAUUCGAUGAGCUGGCAAGAUUGUAUCGCAAUCAGGGGUGCGAUAUGUUGAUUUAUCCCGGCGCAUUCAACAUGAAAACCGGCCCAUUGCACUGGGAGCUGCUGGCCCGGGCUCGAGCAAACGACACACAAUCGUUCGUGGCGACGAUUUCUCCGGCCAGGGAUGCCUCCGCUGGGUACGUGGCAUGGGGCCACUCGAUGCUUGUUGAUCCGUGGGCAAAAAUCGUUGCUUCGGCGGCUGAAGGCGAGGAAAUUGUACUGGCAGACGUGGAACUGAAAACGGUGGACGAGGUGCGCGCUCAGAUUCCGAUUUACAGUCAGAGACGAACGGAUUUGUACAAUACAAUGCUGCAGGAAAGUUGAGACAAUGAUAAAAACAAAAUUAAAUAAACCUUGUUGAGCAUUUUG
This is a messenger RNA of Wyeomyia smithii (pitcher-plant mosquito), 1044 nucleotides long. RefSeq names its product omega-amidase NIT2. NCBI's taxonomy places the organism in Eukaryota, Metazoa, Arthropoda, Insecta, Diptera, Culicidae. Gene Ontology annotation, biological process: L-glutamine metabolic process; oxaloacetate metabolic process. The transcript is spliced from 2 exons. Gene Ontology annotation, cellular component: mitochondrion. The record is from RefSeq and is a predicted model, not a curated record. Gene Ontology annotation, molecular function: omega-amidase activity. Bases 151 to 999 code for a protein of 282 amino acids.